UCUCUCCUACUUUCCUCCAAUCCAUUCCAAGGCCCUCUUCCUUUCUGGCUUCCAUUUGUGUAAGCCAUGAUUGUUGUUUCCCAUCCCAUACCUCCUACUUUAUAUUAUUCAUAAUUAUUUCAUCUUUUAUUUCCCUUGCUGUACUUCUGUUAUUGGCAUUGCUGGUAGUUGAUCAACUGCUUAAAUUAAUACAAAAGGUCCUCUUCUCUUCUCUUCUCCUCUCUUCUCUUUCUAUGACUUUUAUUGCUUCCUUUAUCUCUUCAUGUACCUGUUUUUGCUAAGCUGGCUUGCUUCUUGUGUUGCUAAAUCAUCAGAACUAGCUAGCUCUCUAUUUUCUACCAUCUUCAGAAAAUCAUCAGAAUGCCUCCUACAUAUUUUCCUCUUCGAUGGGAGAGCACAGGGGACCAAUGGUGGUAUGCUUCUCCGAUUGAUUGGGCAGCUGCUAAUGGUCACUAUGACUUGGUUCGAGAGCUCCUCCGCAUUGACAGCAACCACCUCAUCAAGCUCACAUCUUUACGCCGAAUUCGUCGUCUUGAGACAGUAUGGGAUGAUGAAGCACAGUUUGAUGAUGUAGCCAAGUGCCGUUCAAACGUUGCUCGAAAGCUUUUCUAUGAGUGUGAAUCCAAGAAAGGAAAGAACUCUCUCAUCAGGGCUGGUUAUGGUGGAUGGCUUAUGUACACAGCUGCCUCAGCUGGACAUCUCGGUUUUGUUCAAGAGCUACUUGAAAGAAACCCUCUGCUUGUUUUUGGGGAAGGAGAAUUUGGGAUUACUGAUAUACUGUAUGCUGCUGCUAGGAGCAAGAACACUGAGGUUUUCAGGCUGCUCUUUGACUUUGCUGUUUCACCGAGAUUUAUGACAGGCAAAGGUGGAGAGCUGGAAGAACACAUUGGGGACAUUCCUUCUGUAUACAAGCGGGAGAUGGUUAACAGAGCAGUUCAUGCUGCUGCCAGAGGAGGAAAUUUGAGCAUUUUGAAGGAGCUUCUUUCCGAUUGCUCAGAUGUUUUGGCUUACAGGGAUAUUCAGGGAUCAACUAUCCUCCAUGCAGCAGCUGGGAAAGGGCGGGUAGAGGUUGUGAAGUACCUUUUAGCAUCUUAUGAUAUCAUAAACUCCAAUGACCAUCAGGGCAACACAGCAUUGCAUGUGGCUGCUUCAAGGGGUCAAUUAGCUGCAGCUGAAGCUCUUAUAUCUGCUUCUCCGUCGUCCAUUUCCAUGAGAAACAACUCUGGAGAAACGUUUCUCCACAAGGCUGUAUCUGGUUUUCAAAGUCCUGCCUUCCGAAGAUUGGACCGACAAAUUCAGCUUCUGAAGCAAUUGGUAUGUGGGAAAGCUUUCAACAUUGAGGACAUCAUCAAUGCCAAAAACAACGAAGGACGGACUGCCCUUCACACGGCAAUCAUUGGGAAUGUUCAUUCUGACUUGGUGCAACUGCUGAUGAUUGCUCAAUCAAUUGAUGUCAAUGCCCGUGACAUUGAUGGCAUGACAGCACUUGAUUGCCUCAGACAAUGGCCUCGUUCUGCAUCGUCUGAGAUACUAAUUAGGCAGUUGAUUUCAGCUGGGGGGAUAUUUGGUUGUCAAGAUUACAAUGCAAGAAAAGCCAUUGCUUCUCGGUUGAAGAUGCAAGGUGAUGGAAGCAGUCCUGGAACAUCAUUUAGAAUUUCUGACACAGAAAUCUUCUUACAUACAGGCAUUGAAAAUGUUUCAGAUGCCACUGCUGAUCAGCAUAGCACAGAAAACAAUUCACCUUCACCAGAACUGAUCAGCCCAUAUGACCCAACCAAUGAGAACCGCAGCUCAUUCUCUAGUAAAAAACCAGGUUCUGUAAAUUAUGCAGCACAACAGUUGAAACGCGUCAUUGGCUGGCCCCGGAUGAAGGAGAAAAAACCCGAAAGAUUCAAGAAAUCAGUUGAUUUUGGUUCGGUGGAUUCAAACAAGAUAUGGAGCAGUUCAGAUGAUGCACCAACACCACUUCGACAGAGAUUUUCAAAGCCUUCAUCACUUGCGAAUAACAAACGGACACUUUCUGUGAGGAGCAACCAAUCAAGUCCAUCUGCGAAGAAGAGGUUUGCUUGUGGCAUAAGGCAUGGUGUUCUGCAGGCAAUUCCACACAUAACUGUUCCACGUCGGUCGCGCUCUAGUUCAUUUUCAAAAUCAUCAUCAAUCUCUUCACCUAGUUCUCUAGAUAAACAAAAAGGUGUGUACAUUGAAACUGAUACUGCUGGACCAUCUUGGUCAAAUCAAGUAGUUGAUGAUGAAACGCCAAACUUGGGUAAACAAGGCUCCCUGAAUAGAAGGCUGAGGAGCCAGUAUUUCUGUUUUGGUGCCUCAGGCCUAUCUGUGAAAAACCCUGUUAGCAGGCAGCAGCAGCAGCAGCAGCAGAACCAAAGUUUCAAGCAUGCUUCUCCUCCUCCUCCUGUUAUUUCAGUGGCUUGAGUGAGUUGAUGUGAAGAUGUGAAGAGUUGGGUGGUUGCAUUGCAAUGAAGCAGACGUCAAAACACAGAAAGGAAAGGAAGUGCUCGGUGCUUGGAUAUUAUAUGCAAACUCACUAACAUAGAGGAAGAGAUGUAACUUGAAUAGCUUGUACUGUUACUUACUAUUUAUGUUUUUCCUAUCUUUUACUUUUAUCUUAUGCUAUGUUAUGUUUGCUUGUUUUAACUUGUCUAGAUUAUGAAUGAUAAAAAGAGAGAAAAAAAUUCUAGUUAAAAACUGUUUGCAU
Molecule: messenger RNA, 2713 nt
Organism: Prunus mume (Japanese apricot)
Lineage: Eukaryota; Viridiplantae; Streptophyta; Magnoliopsida; Rosales; Rosaceae
Source: RefSeq, a predicted model, not a curated record